AUGCUCGGUCGAGUACAUUACUUCAACCACCACCGAGUAAAAGAGAGAAUGGAAAAGGAGAACCAACUCAAAGACGUUACUAAUACUCUGGGGUCAACUCAGAAAACACAUUCCCUCGAUGGCUCUCUCCAUUUGGACAAGCAUUUUGACUUGAUUCACGAAACUCACAAUGAAUUACAACAACAACUACAUCGAAUUGAAACGUCCACCAAUCAGACCAAUGUUGACUUGGAACAACUUUACUCCCGACUGAGAAGUAAUAAUGACAAUUUGAAUAAACUUUUGAAGAACGUUGUUGAGUAUUCGAAUGAGGUCAUAACGGAAGGAAAUGCAACGAAAGCAGACAUGAGCUUGAUUGUUAAGGCGUUGGACGAAAUGAAGAUGAGAAAUGUUUCCUUAGGAGAUGAUGAUUUUGCUAAGAUGAAAGAUACAAUGCGACUGAUUUAUAGGGAAAGAGAGGGACAAGAUAUAGAAUUGAAGACGGAACUUAAAAAGCUUGCUACAUUUUUGAAAGAUGGAAGGAUAAGUAAAAAGAUUCUUCAAGAGCAAUUUGAACAUUUAACAGAGUUAAUAAAGGCAGUGGAUACUUCAGCUUCUUUGGAGAAAAUUGAGGAGGCCUUGAAGAACCAGAAGUGGAAAGAAGAAAUUAGGCGAGAGUUGAACACACAUAGUGAGCAAAUGCAAACCGUCAACAAACAAGUGUUGGCAAAAUUAUCAGAUCUUGAUCAACACCUACAUAAUCGUGGCAAUGACGAAAGCUCUACCUGGUUGAUCGCUUCUCGGGAAUCAAAAGUCAGUGAAUUGGAGACAAAAAUACAAACUCUUGAGACCAAAUAUAACUCUCUUGUGGAAAAGUAUAGUCAGAAAUAUGAACAGUAUAAACUUCUUCUGCAGCAGUUUGAAGGGUUGUCAGAUAAAGCACAAACUCAUUAUCUUUCAGAUCCGUCACUGUCCAAUCUUCACAACUUGAAAAGAUUUCACAAGAGCAGUUUACGGAUGAUUGAUGAGAAUAACUCGACUCAAAGUGACAAGCGAAUAGUCAGUACCCCAGUGGGGUUUGCAAAUAACUCAGAUGAGGAUUGA
Molecule: messenger RNA, 1083 nt
Organism: Lodderomyces orthopsilosis Co 90-125
Lineage: Eukaryota; Fungi; Ascomycota; Pichiomycetes; Serinales; Debaryomycetaceae
Exons: 1
Coding region: 1-1083 (360 amino acids)
Source: RefSeq, a predicted model, not a curated record